Macadamia integrifolia is the source of this 1243-nucleotide messenger RNA. RefSeq names its product probable calcium-binding protein CML25. Lineage: Eukaryota; Viridiplantae; Streptophyta; Magnoliopsida; Proteales; Proteaceae. The record is from RefSeq and is a predicted model, not a curated record. The coding region runs from base 298 to 879 and encodes 193 amino acids. Gene Ontology annotation, molecular function: enzyme regulator activity; calcium ion binding. The transcript has a single exon.
CAGUGCUUAAGAGGGACUGAUGGGAGUCUCAUUUGAGUGUUUAAAGUCUGAGAAAUCAUCGCUAAAGAUAGCGGAUUUGGUAACUUCUCAUAACUAUAUUUGGAUUUGGAACCCCAAUUCAGACGGGUUUUCCAGAUUCACGCGGUUACCCCUUUUUUAGAGAGUAUAUUUGUAUGUUCUAACAGAAUAGAUUUCUGUUGUUCUUCUCUUCCUUUCGUUUAUGGUGGCCAAAUUCUUUGAUUUUCAGUUUCUUUCGAGUUUUUUAGGUCAUUCAGACUUGAAAACCAGGAAAGAAUCAUGGGUAUUAAAUCUUUUCUUGCUCGGAGAAAGAAAUCAUCUUCCAAAUCGCAAUCGCAAUCGCAGUCUGAGUCUCCUGCAGGUUCCAGCAAUGAAAGUCGAUCUGGGCCGCUUUCGUUCACGCAGGCGAGGACCCAGAUCGAAGAGCUCGAGGAUGUUUUCAAGAAAUUCGAUGUGAAUGGCGAUGGGAAGAUUUCUUCCUCUGAACUUGGUGCGAUCAUGGGGAGUCUUGGGCACCCAACGACGGAAGACGAGUUGGAAAAGAUGAUUAAGGAGGUUGAUUCGGAUGGAGAUGGGUACAUUGAUCUGAACGAGUUUAUUGAGUUGAACACGAAAGGGGUAGAUACCGUGAAGGUUCUUGAAGAUUUGAGGAAUGCUUUCUUGAUAUACGAUAUUGAUCGAAACGGGUCGAUUUCACCUGAGGAAUUGCAGACUGUGUUGAGGAGUUUGGGGGAAGAGACCUCUCUUGCAGAGUGUAGGAAGAUGAUUAGUGGGGUCGAUUGUGAUGGUGAUGGAUUGAUUAAUUUCGAAGAAUUCAAGAUCAUGAUGACUGGUUCUAGUGAGGAUUCUUCUUCCAAAUAAACAGCGGCUCUAUCUCUGCAAUGGCUGAUCCUUGAAUGCUGUUCCUCUGGUCUAUCUCCUUCUCUUGAUUUCCUUCGCUUCUUAGAGUUAACUGUCUCUGGGUUGGAAGGAAUUUACAUUUCUCUUGGUUGUUAAUUGUAUAUAUGCAACUCUGUUCUUCUGUUCUUGCUUGGUAAUAGCAUUCAUGAAUCUUCUUUUUCUGUUUUUUUUUCCCCUUUUGGGUUGAUUUGAGCAUCUGGGUAGAGAGGAAUUGAGUAUGGUUAUGUAGGCAUUACUGGAAUUUUUAAAAUUUCUGAUUUAUAUAUGAACAAUGAAAAAAAAAAUGAUUCCAUGAUCUUUUCCAAGUCCAGUAACUGGAAUUCAA